Messenger RNA from Salmo salar (Atlantic salmon), 5575 nucleotides. Its product is annotated as N-alpha-acetyltransferase 25, NatB auxiliary subunit. Gene Ontology annotation, biological process: N-terminal peptidyl-methionine acetylation. Gene Ontology annotation, molecular function: protein binding. NCBI's taxonomy places the organism in Eukaryota, Metazoa, Chordata, Actinopteri, Salmoniformes, Salmonidae. Gene Ontology annotation, cellular component: cytoplasm; NatB complex. The record is from RefSeq and is a predicted model, not a curated record.
CUCCAACAUGGCGGCGAGAGGCCAUGUGCAAGACCCUAACGACCGGAGACUUAGACCCAUUUACGACUACCUGGACAAUGGCAACAACAAGAUGGCGAUCCAGCAGGCUGACAAACUGCUGAAGAAACACAAGGACCUGCACUGUGCCAAGGCCUUACCUAAAACCCUGCCCCUAACCUCUACCCUCUACGAUGAUGAUGAUGAUGGUGGUGGUGGCAUGUUACUCAGGCAGAUCCCUCUCGCCAGGUGUUGAAAGCCAUCGGUCUGCAGCGAACAGGAAAGCAGGAUGAAGCAUUUAGCCUGGCCCAGGAGGUGGCGACACUCGAACCCACCGACGAUAACUCAUUACAGGCUCUCACUAUACUAUACAGAGAGAUGCACCGCCCUGAGUUGGUGACUAAGCUGUAUGAAGCUGCUGUGAAGAAGGUUCCCCUCAGCGAGGAGUAUCACUCUCACCUGUUCAUGGCCUACGCCCGUGUUGGAGAGUACAAGAAGAUGCAGCAGGCGGGGAUGGCCUUGUAUAAGACCGUUCCUAAGAACCCCUACUACUUCUGGUCUGUCAUGAGUCUGGUCAUGCAGGCCAUCUCUGCACAGGAUGAGAAGCUGGCCCAGACCAUGUUCCUGCCCCUGGCUGAACGCAUGGUGGAGAAGAUGGUGAAGGAGGAGAAGAUCGAGGCUGAGGCUGAGGUUCAACUGUACUUUAUGAUCCUGGAGCGGCUGGGGAAGUGUGUGGAGGCUCUGGACAUGGUCCGCGGUCCACUGGGAGAGAAGUUGACCAGUGAGUUGCGGAGCAGGGAGAAUAAGUGUAUGAUGAUGUACCAACGGCUGCAGCUCUGGCCUGAAUGCAACGCUCUGUCCUACAAACUACUGCUCAAAAAUCCUGAUGAUUGGCAGUUUUAUCUCUCCUACUUUGACUCUCUUUUCCAUCUCAUGGACAUGUCCUGGAGCCCACCUAAUGAGGGAAAGCAUUGUGUGGAGGGUCCAGUGCAGACCACGGUGGCAGAGGCAGUGAAGUUUGUGGUGGACAGGAUGGAGGAGGAGGACAAGAAGGAGUCUCGUCCUCUCAGAGGUCCCUACAUGGCCUGCCUGGAACUCAUACACAGACUGAGACAGAGGGGCUGUCCUGAUGAGCAAGAGCUAGGAGAUCCGUUGGAGUUGAUGCUUCAGUUCUUUGGGAAGUUUGGAGACAAACCCUGCUGUAUUACAGACCUGAAGAUAUAUUUACACCUGCUUCCCCCUGAGCAACACACACAGUUUAAAAACCGUCUGGGGGAGUUGGUUCCGUUGGGGGAGGUGGGGGAGGAUGGCUUUGGGUUUCCGGGGGAUACGAAGGCAUUGCAGAGACACCUGUGUGUGUGUCAGCUGAGCCGGGUGCUGGGACUUCAACACGCUCUGGACACAGAGGGCAAACUAUGCCUCAUCACAGAACUCAAAGCCCACUACCACUAUGGACUACAGUUUGGGAAGUCGUGUCUGAAGACAGAGCUCCAGUUCUCUGAUACGUACUGUCUCAUGGUCGCUCACGUCUACAUCGACCUCUGGACAGAAACUGGCGAUGAAAACAUGCUGUGGCAGUGUCUAGGAGUAUUAGAGGAGGGUUUGUCCUUCAGUCCCUCCAACGCUCAGUUCAAACUACUACUGCUGCUGCUCUUCUGUCGCCUCGGAGCCUUCCAGCCCGUAGUGGACCUCUACUCCAGCCUGGAUGCCAAGCACGUACAGCACGACACCAUAGGGUAUCUGUUAACUCGUUAUGCAGGGUCGUUGGGGCAGUUUGCUGCAGCCUCCCAGUCCUAUAACUUCUCCCUCAGGUUUUUCCACUCCAACCAGAAAGAUACCUCAGAGUACAUAAUCCAGGCCUAUAAGUAUGGCGCGUUUGAGAAAAUCCCAGAAUUCAUAGCGUUUAGAACCCGGCUCAACCAAUCUCUGCACUUCGCUCAGGUCCGCACCGAGAGGAUGUUACUGGACUUGUACACCGAGGCUGACAUCACAUCAAGUCUGGAGGAGAGUGUGAAGGCGAUGGGUCUGUGUCCUGAGGAGGAUGACAUUCCCUGGGACAACAUGAGGGACAACAGAGACCUGACUGUCCUCUUCAGCUGGGACCCCAAGGACAGGGAGCUGACUGAGGAGCAUCGUCGUCUGUCUCUACAGGAAGAGUUGGUCUGGUUAAAGGUUCGCUCUCUCACGCUCCGUCUCCUCGCCUCAUUGGCUCUGCUCGGACACGCCCCCUCAUCACGGAACUCUGAUAAGGCCAAUGAGAAUGGUGUAUCGGCCAAAAGCUCCACCCUCCAGACCCUCCUCUCCCAGCUAGACCUGACGCUACAGACCGCAGCCCAGAUCACAGAGAAACAGACACAGUGCUCAUUCCUGGGCCCUCCCUCCUCCCGCCUGGCCACGGCUCUGUCUAGUGGCAGCUGUCACUGUCAGGCCUCUGCGCUGCGACUAUCACUGACUCUUCAGGAACUAGAGGCCACUGGACUGGACGACUCGUCAGAACUCCAAACCCAGAUCUGUAACUCCUUCAAAUCAUUAACAGGACAACUCCAAGAGCUGUUAUCCAGAUGUAAAGGAGAAAUGUUGGAGAUGAAAGACAGCAGAUUGAUGACCCAGCCCUCCCUGUUAGAAACAUUGGUCUUCUUCGUCGAGACUGUGUGUGUGGUGCUGUGGGUGGCCAGUUACUCUGCCAGCGUCCUGCGACCGCUCAAGUCCAGCCUACAGAAGAAGAAGAAGAAGAAGAAGGACAGCAGCACAGCCAUGCCAGUGGUGCUGAGUGGCUUCCAGGAGUGGACAGGCAGCCUACAGGGCGUUGUGACCCAGGCUCUGGAUCACGUGAAGGGGCAGGAGGCCAGCCUAACGGCCCUCAAACUAGCAGCACUCACCCUGGGGGUGGGACAAGCACAGACACAGGAGGAGUGUGGAUUCACCAGAGCAGCCAUGGACAAGGUUCAGAAUAGUUAUCUUGGCUCGCUGCAGGAGCUGGGAGAUCUUCUGAGGAAGAGAGCUGAUUCGCUGAAGAGCCUGAAGUUCUGACCAGCAAUCACCAUCACCCUUCAAUCAAUAUUGUCAUACCGAACUAUCACUAUUAUACCUCAUCUAACUGCCCCCCCCACACAGAGCCUUCUCCCCCUGCUCCUCUCAAUGGAGGUGUUGCCUGCCACCAACAGUCUCACUUCAUCCCCUUCCCUUCCCUCUCCACAUAUCCCUCACUCUGGGUGUCACUUUAUAUAACACAGGACUCCCUUUCUCACCGUGAGAACCAUCACUGCUCUCUGUCAGCAAGGAACCACAGAUAUUUCUGGUUUGUUAUGUGAUAAUGUCAGAGAAGCUCUUCAAACAUACUAGAGCAACAUAUGAAAUAAGCAAUUUCAGACCUACUAUAAUAAAUGAUUGUACAUAGUUCGCAGAUGACAGAUCAACUACCACAGCAACAACUCCUUGACUGAACGUCAAUGAAAUGAGAACUAAGCAACAUUUUCCCCGGCUUCUGUUGCUUCCAUGGUGACAGAUGAGAAUAUCUGCUCCUCACUUCCCGAGCCUGACCUGGCAGCCCAAACAGGUACACCGUGGUCAGUGACACUCUUCUGCUCAUAAGAACAAAUGGUGCUUAACUUACUGUAUGAAAACGAGGACAGCUGAACAAAGAGGGUUCUUGGCGUAUUGUACACGCAAGGAAAGCUGAACGCGGUCCCAACUCUGAACACCUUCUGAAUUGUUUGUUUCAGAAGUGCACAACUCCAGUGCUGAUUUUAGGCCUUGACUUUUAGCCAGCAACCUUGGAAACGAGUUGUCUGCACUCCUCUCUGGGCAACCAGUGACUUAAUAGGUCAGUUUACAGACAAGUAUACUACAACGUAGGAUCAAGGAGUUAGCCAGCUAACUUGUAUACUACAACGUAGGAUCAAGGAGUUAGCCAGCUAACUUGUAUACUACAACGUAGGAUCAAGGAGUUAGCCAGCUAACUUGUAUACUACAACGUAGGAUCAAGGAGUUAGCCAGCUAACUGGCCUAAAUAUUGAUAUAUUUUUUAAAGAUGAGCUUGGUCUAAUUGACUCAACCAAAACCGCAGAUGUUUAGCUUUCUUAAUGAACCUGGAAAUCAAGUUAUUUCUGGUUAUCAAAGUUAGCUGGCUGACUCAUUGAACCAUACCCCUCUGGGGAGACUGGACACCAGUUCACCACCCUGCUCCCCACCAGUCCAUGCCUUUCAAUCCCAAACUCCCCCUUUCUUUUCAUCUCCAGUUUUUUUUGUUUGAAACCCCCUCUGUAGUUAUUGGAAUACCUGAAUCUGAAAAUACAUACAGUAUACUGUAUUUGCAUUCUAUGUCAGUGCAAAGUAUAUAUAGCUUGCCUGGUUUAGUUAAAUGACCACAGUGGAUGGUUUGUUUUAACACUGUAGGAGAGAAACCAGACAAACCGAUAGUUAUACAACCUGUUUGUUCAGAGGUGCUAGUGUUAAAUGCUGUGGAAACAGUUCUCUCUGACAAUGGCUGAAACCCAAAGUUAAGAUAUCCAAACGUGUCUGAUUUGCAAUGAAGAUGGGAAAUGUUUUUGAAAUAGUCCUUCAUUGUCUCUUCAGGUUGCAUCUCCCGCAAUUCAUUUCACUAACCGAAAUGGUCAAUGGCAGUGUUCGAGAGCAUCAAACCGACUGACUGAUCUACAAAUAUGACUCAUUAUUAGAUCAGUCACAGUUUAGAUCUUCUCUAACAUGGCCGUUGUGUCUUAAACCCCACCCUAUGUAUAACUAUAUACCAAAAACGUGGCUCUGUUGCUAUGGCAUUUGACCUGCUAGCUACAGAUAGACCUAAACCAUGCUGCGAGAGGAGACGUAUCAGACACAUCAGGGUCACGCUCUAAAAUAGUGUAUUUCUAACUGGAGGCAAACUAAGGGCUCUAUUCAGUCUAUCACGGACAUUUUAAAGGCCAUGUUCCCGAGUUAGUGCAUUUCCACUUAACAUCUUUGGGGCGAUGAAACAACGGAGGGAAUGGGCGAGGGAGCUUGGACAUGGCUGGAUCAAAUUCUGUGAUCUCGCAACGCUAUUAACCAAUUAAAGCUCACUAUAGCUUCCAGCCCCUAUUGGAUUGGCAGUUUGAUACCUAGCCUGCUUGCUAGCAACCACAUGAGGGCGAAGCUAAUGUUAUCCAAAUUAUUCCGUUAUGUGGAAAUCUUUUAGCGGAGACUGCAAACGAUGGUCAAAAAAAUAACGCAUGUCGGUUUAAUCGGAAUUGACCUUAAUCUGUAACGCUACAGCGAUAUUGAAUAGAGCCGAAACUAGUAGACAUGUUUACAGGCGGGGGCACUGAGACUGACUAAUAACGGUCUCUAUAUGCUUUGGGUUGUAGGUUUAGUUUAUCAUUUUUAAACAAGACGUGGACGACAGGGCAGGAACGUUGAACAGUUUGACCCCCCCCAAACCCACGGACAGAUGGACCCUCUCUAGAGGCUGUCAGUGGACUCCUUUUGAGGUGCUGAGAACGAAGAGGUCGACAGAGUGCCAUCAAUUUAUACCCAUUCUCUCUUUUGCUAGAAAAUGGAAAACAAAAACACUGGAAUGUCAUUUAUAUAUAAAAUGAACAAAUCA